AUGCUGGCAGCGUUUGCAGAUCCCUUCGUCGCGCAUUUGGGCAGUACGAUAGACGAAGAAGGUGACAAGGAGUAUUUUUAUUCUUCAGAUGAUGAUGAAGAUGAGCUGCCUGCGGAUACUAAUGGUAAAGACGGCGCCACUCCUAGAAAUCUCCAGUUUGCGACGGCUCGUGCUUCACGAUCGUCUGGAAAGGCAAAGAUGGACC
This is a messenger RNA of Amoebophrya sp. A25, 205 nucleotides long. The record is from the annotation of a GenBank genome assembly. NCBI's taxonomy places the organism in Eukaryota, Dinophyceae, Syndiniales, Amoebophryaceae.